Molecule: messenger RNA, 1977 nt
Organism: Plectropomus leopardus (leopard coralgrouper)
Lineage: Eukaryota; Metazoa; Chordata; Actinopteri; Perciformes; Serranidae
Gene: rp9
Product: RP9 pre-mRNA splicing factor
Biological process (GO): RNA splicing
Source: RefSeq, a predicted model, not a curated record
CGCAGCACCGGAGACAUGUCUGCUGCUAGUUAGCCGCUGGUUAGCACGUCGAAAGAUGUUUUUCACCGUGUAGCUAACACAUUUACAUUGAACGCAACAGAACUUGUAAGUUGAUGAUUUUCCGGACGCAGGUUUUGUCAAGACUGGGACAAUGUCAGACAGAAAGCGAAAAUCAGAGAAGGAGCACCGACGAGACCACAAGAGACACAAGUCAUCCAAACAGGAUUUGGACAAACUCAAAACACAGACGAAAAAACUCAACCAGAAAGUCCAGCAACUGAAACACGUCGAGACGUUCUAUGAAAAACCUCCACCAGGACUCAUAAAGGAGCACGAGGACAAACCAGAGGACUGUAUUCCUGCUGAACCAGGAAAUGAAGAAGCCAGGAGCUUCCUGGCACACGCCCCCACCAAAGGGCUGUGGAUGCCUCUGGGGAAGGAGGUGAAGGUGAUGCAGUGUUGGAGAUGCAAACGCUACGGCCACAGGACGGGAGACAGGGAGUGUCCGUUCUUCAUCAAAGGCAACCAGAAACUAGAGCAGUUCAGAGUGGCUCAUGAAGACCCGAUGUAUGACAUUAUUCGGGAAAACAAAAGGAAUGAAAAAGAAACCAGGAUCCAGCAGCUGCAGCAGAUGCUUCAGGACACCACUUCCUCCAAUUCAGACAGCUCCUCCUCUUCCUCCUCCUCCUCCUCUGACCACCAUCGGAGCAAGAAAAGAAAAAAGAGGAGGGACAAAAAGAAGAAAGACAAGAAGAAGAGAAAAAGGAAACGAAAGCACAAGUCCUCCAAAACCAGUGACUGCUCAGAUUCAGACUGACUGUUGGGAGCAUGCUGAUGUACGUGCGCCAUCAGCUUUAAACGUAGGAAGAGACUGAAUACAGUAGCAGCGCGGGUAGAUCUUGCGCUGUAGUGCAGUGUGUUCUGCAGAGUGCCUCAGUAAGAACUACACUCUGAAGACUGUUUAAAUCCUUUUAUCUGCAGGUUGAAAACUGUUAUGUCCAGUAUGCAUGACUUCUCCCAGCCGUCUCAUUGUCUCCAGGGUGAUGACUUGCAUUCGCAUCCUCUCUGUCGGAUCGUACAGCACAGGCUCAUAUGGCACAGCUGCUUAAGUAACUGUGUGCAUGUGUGUGUCAAAAAGCAUUAGCUGCAUGGGUAAUGAAUCUUAAGUGAUAUGAAAUGAGCCCGCUGGUGUAAGAGAUAGCAUGUCAGCAAAUACACUGUGUUAUUAAGAGAUUGUAUUUUCCACCAUAUUUUUGUAGCUCUGCCAUCUCGCUGGUAUGAAAUACUUUGAUUGUAGACUGUGUUAAACGCAGAGGUGGAAAAAAAAAAAAAGAAACAUCGGGAGUACAGUUAAGAUUUGUCUUCCACACAAGCCUGAAUGUUUGAAUGCUUGUGACUGUACAUAAAUAUUUGGAAUGAUUUGAGGUUGGAAUAUGCUCAUUUGCUCUGAAAAAAAGCCACAGACAUGGGGAAAGAAUGUAUGUGAAUGUGCUCCCUCAUUCUGAGAAUAAAGAUGGCUCUCUUUCUCCAGUGUUUACCCGGCUCAAGGCUGCAAAAACAAAGAUGUUAAUCAUUUCAGCCCUAAUGCAUGCACGACUAUUUUUCAUAUUGAUAACAAUUAUCUUUUGAAGACGGUGCAGUGAAACUCCUCACAGAAGUCCGAUCAUUAAAAAGUGCACACGACCGUACUGCUGUGACCUUCCUAAGAGACGAAGAACAUUUUUUUACUUUUGAUCUUGUCCUGCGAGCAGUCUGAGGAGACUUCAGAGAGCGUUUCUCAGAAAUCAUUUCACAGUCCGUAACCUACACAAUGCGAAGCGAUCCUCCCUCUCUGUGCUGCGCUUCCAUCAACAACUCAUCAAACCAGCAGCUUCACGGUUGCUUCUUCGUGCUGUACUCGAACCUUUAGGCCACAUGUGAGGAAGUCUGGUGCUCCUCUCCUCCACGAGCAUCACAUUUUUGAGCGUGACGCCCCGU